Molecule: messenger RNA, 1456 nt
Organism: Dacryopinax primogenitus
Lineage: Eukaryota; Fungi; Basidiomycota; Dacrymycetes; Dacrymycetales; Dacrymycetaceae
Exons: 3
Coding region: 48-1337 (429 amino acids)
Source: RefSeq, a predicted model, not a curated record
CCGUAGCAAGCCCUUCGACAGCGGCCAGCCAUCUUCCGACUCCCGAUAUGCCCCCCGCUCCCUUCUGCCCUCCUGGGCAUGUGAUUUUGCUCCUACACUGGAUCGUCAAUAAGGAGAAUAUCAAGACGUGGUGGCACCUCAAGUUGCCCCUGGACAUACUGGAACGUAACUGCAAGCCUCCCGUCCUGUUCCUCAAGUUAUUUGCGGUCUACAUCCCAAGUAUCGCAACGUGCGACAUCGUCUAUCAUGCGACAGGGAUUGGGUGCCCGCCGGACCUCGACCUUGUGGAGGGCUCUAUCUUUCGGGUCGUGGACAACCCCACGGAUGGACAUUCAACAUGGCCUCCUGUGGCCCUCGAUAGCAGCACCAACCUCCCCGACAUGGACGCCAUCAACCGACGUUCGUCGAUGCAUACCUCGGCCGAGAGCGAGGCCCGAUCUAAGCCAUUUGUGGAUGCCAUCCAGCGGCGCGACACCGAGUGCAUUUUCACCGGUGUACCGGCUAUGGGCUGUCAAGUCCAGCACAUCGUACGUUUUCAUUUUGGCGAGAGAAUCCAAGAGCUGGUUGCGCGCACGCUGCCGGAACCUCUGGACCACGACGAAGACGGCAACAAUAUAGCGAGCAUCAACGACCCCCGCAACGGCGCCCUCGUGAACACCUUGUUUCACACGUUGUUUGACGACCAUUUCCUCACCAUCAUGCCUACGCCCAAUCGUGUCAUCACAACGGACAACAUUCCAUGGCGGGAACGAGAUCUUUCUACUCAGUAUCCCGAUAUGGAGUAUCCCGCGGAACAGCAGUUCGCUGCGCAGUGGGUGUUACCCGGUGCUGAGCUCAACCGAUACGUAAUGAGCACAAGCAUCCAGAACAACACCAAGGCUGCCUUUGCCCGAGUGCCACCUGGAAGCAAUGUGGACCCCGUCCCGCUCCCCAGCAUGCGCCUCUGCAUUGUCCACCUCGUAUGCGUUUACCUCGAGAAGUUCGGCUACGGCAAUCCCUCAAUCUCGUAUCCGUACCCCGAAUAUCAUCCACCUGAGGAUGGUACCUUCGACCCAUCUCCGGCAUCCCAGGACGGCCCUGGCACGGGACCCGGUUACGGUGGACCGAUGACGAGGUCCAGGGCAAGGCCCGGUACUGUGCUUCCGGGCCCGACCAAUCCACACUAUGGAGCGAACCAGUUGAGCUCGUCUGCCGAGGAUGGGCCAGGCCUAGAACCCUUUUACAAUAUCCUACUCGCAGUCAGCGGUGCGGCUCGUAGGCAUAAGGCGGAGGUGUUGGGGCGCAUCUGUCACUGGCAGCAAGAGGUGGCAAGUGUCGAGGGUGUGGAAGCGGUCUAGUCUUGGAGUGACUCCACCGAAGGUGUCGAGCUCUCGAGCGAUUGUACUAAAGUCUGUUGCUUUAUGGAGACUAUCCCCUUACUGUACAGAGAGUACCUGAAAAUGUAGCCAUGUACCCC